AGCACGUUUUAUUUCUGUGUCUCGGCGCAGGUGUGACGUCAUCAGGGCGCGUCGCAGUGACGACUGCAGCUCGAGGAAUCCUCGUGCGUUGUUUUAUCUUCGUAAAUCUGUACGAAUAAAGCAUGAGCUCUCAAAUAACGUGUGUCGGAUGGGUGAAGCGCGGAGUCGCCAAAGAAACGCCGGAUAAAGUUGAGUUGAGCAAAGAAGAGCUGCAACGCAUCAUAUCGGAGACUAAAGAGGAGCUAGGGGAUCCUGGUGAUGGUGAGGAGGAGGAGGUUGAUGAAGGUGUGGUCAGUGGCCUGGAUGUCAGUGAAGAGGCAGCUGUUCCGUCUGCUAGUGAAGAAAUAAAAGAGGAGAAAGAUGAGGAAGAGGUUGAUGAGCUUGCAGAGUAUGGACUGGACAAUUAUGAUGAAGAAGACAUCGCUACGUCAAAUCUUGGAGACAGUCUGGCAGGACUGACAGUGUUUGGCACCAAUGAAGAGGAUCCAUACAUCACCAUCAAAGACACAGAUCAGUACGAGCGGGAGGAUUUUCAGAUUAAACCCACCGAUAACCUGAUUCUAGCUGGACGGGCCGAGAAAGACUGCUGUAACCUGGAGGUUUACGUGUUUAACUCCCAGGAAGACUCUCUGUAUGUGCAUCAUGACAUCCUGCUGCCCGCGUAUCCGCUCUGUGUGGAGUGGCUGAACUUUGACCCCAGUCCAGAGGAAGGACAAGGGAAUUACGCGGCUGUAGGGAGCAUGACGCCUGUGAUUGACGUCUGGGAUCUGGAUGUAGUGGACUGUUUGGAGCCGGCCUUCUCACUCGGCAGCAAGAAGAAGAAGAAGAAGGCGGCGGCAAAGAAGGCGGCUGAAGCCGUCGACGGACACACGGAUGCUGUGCUGGAUCUGUCCUGGAACAGACUGGUCAGGAAUGUUCUAGCGAGCGCGUCUGCGGAUGAGUCGGUGAUCCUGUGGGAUAUGGAGAAGGGAAAACCAGCGGCGACCCUCACAAAACACACAGAUAAGGUUCAGACGCUGAAUUUCCACCCGUUUGAGGCUCAAACUCUCAUCAGCGGAUCAUAUGACAAGUCUGUGAUCCUGUAUGACUGCCGCAGUCCAGACGACAGCCAUCGGAUCUGGCGCUUCAGCGGACAGGUGGAGCGCGUCGUUUGGGAUCAUUUCUCUCCGUGCCACUUCCUGGCGAGUACAGAGGACGGCUUCGUUUAUUGUCUGGACGCUCGUUCAGAUAAACCUGUGUUCACGCUCCGAGCUCACGAUGGAGAAGUUUCAGGGAUGGAUCUGAGCAGUCAGAUCCGCGGCUGUCUGGUCACGUCUUCAGCAGACAAACACGUGAAGAUCUGGGACAUCAUGGGAGACAAACCCACCCUGAUCCACUCCAGAGACAUGAAGAUGGGCGUUGUGUUCUGCGGCUCCUGUUGUCCAGAUCUGCCAUUCGUCUGUGCGUUUGGAGGACAGAGGGAUGGGCUGCGCGUCUGGGACAUCAGCGACGUCGCUGCAGUCGCGGAGGCUUUCAGCAGUCGGGAACGUUUGGUGGUGAAUACAGUAUCCGGAGCGUCCGGCGGUGUCAUGGACGUCUCAUAACCACCUGCAUAAUCUGAGACUGAAUCAUCGACUCACAGAAGACUGAGAAACAUGGAUCAGUGCUUCAUAAUGAAUAAUACGAACAGCAUCUCUCAAUAUACAGAACAGACUUAUCUUCUGACAUGUUAUCUUCUGAUGUAUAUGUGCUGAUAUCAGAACUUUGCUGUCUUUGACAAAUGUUUGAAGCCACUUUCCUUUGAGGGAAUCUCAAUGAUGAUUGAAAUUUCUCUGCAUACUUAUUUUUUUUAGGAAGUGUAUAAAUAAUUAUGAUGAAUAAUUUCCAAUAUAAAACUAUGGAAUCCAAGGCAUUUGUCUUACUCUGUAUUUCAAAAUUAUUUCUGUCACCAUUUAACGAUUCCGAACUGAUCAGUUCUGAAAAAAACAAACGCUUUAAUGAUUUCAUAAAUGAUUGUUGAAUAAAACGAUCUCUGUGGCGGUGUUUCGCUGCCCUCCAGUGGCGCAUUGCAGUACUGCUGGUGUUGAUACGUUUAUUUUUUGCAACUUUAAAUAUUAUCUUUCAUAAAUGUUAGAGAAAAAUAAUUGGCUACAUGCUUUUAUUUUAUCCUAAUGAAUACAUCUUAUUUUGUCCAUGAUUUUAUUUUAUCCUUUAGAAUAAAACGAUCUCUAGGGCGGGUUUCGGUGCCCUCCA
Molecule: messenger RNA, 2232 nt
Organism: Sinocyclocheilus anshuiensis
Lineage: Eukaryota; Metazoa; Chordata; Actinopteri; Cypriniformes; Cyprinidae
Gene: pwp1
Product: PWP1 homolog, endonuclein
Exons: 15
Coding region: 123-1583 (486 amino acids)
Biological process (GO): rRNA processing
Cellular component (GO): nucleus
Molecular function (GO): protein binding
Source: RefSeq, a predicted model, not a curated record